Molecule: messenger RNA, 1383 nt
Organism: Melitaea cinxia (Glanville fritillary)
Lineage: Eukaryota; Metazoa; Arthropoda; Insecta; Lepidoptera; Nymphalidae
Exons: 5
Coding region: 106-1383 (425 amino acids)
Molecular function (GO): protein binding
Source: RefSeq, a predicted model, not a curated record
CCGAGUUUAAACACCCCGUGACGGUACCGGCGCAUGAGACGGAGCGUGACGUGACCGAGGUGCAUUAGCAGACCGCGCGCGUGCCGGCUCACACCUGGUGUUGCCAUGAAGAAGAUACUUAGGAAGUUUAGCGAGAAGAUUACAUUCAAAGACUUGCCGCCGCCGUAUCAGGAAAAUGAGGAUGAAGUUAUUAGUCCCGAGAAUUAUGAUCUACAGACUGCAAACGUGCCAACAUGCGAAGUUGUAGACUUACUAGCAAAUUGCAAUAUAACGAACGAAGACAACGAUCAAUCCGAAGUUGAAUACGCGGAAAUAGAAGAAAUGGGAACGUGGCAUUCGACGCCAUUAGCAUAUCGACACAAGCCUAAAAUAUCCCUAACGUGGGUUCUCAAAGAUAACAUAAAGAAAACAGAAAAGAAAAAUGACGAUAAUGUUAAAAAAAAUUGUUGUAACAACAGAACGAAACUUGAGGAUAAAAAUUAUGUUAAAGAAAGGAUCGUAGGUCGUAACGAAUAUUACCACCAUAUGAGGUUCAAAAGCGCCUGUGAUGAGUUCAACGGUGAAGCGUCAUAUUCAGACACGAGUGUUGGAAGUGACGAGUACGUAAGAAAGAAACACAGACACAGGCAUAAGAGAAGAAAGAAAACAAACAAGUUUGGAUAUGAUAUACGAGACUUGGAUACUUUUCUGAGUGAGGCGUCAAUAGAUCGUCCAGGCAACAUUCCAGUCGUCAUAGCAUUUCCAACUACCCUGUAUCAAACGCAAAAGGGUCUACAGCGCGAGCUUACUCUACCUCUAGGUACGGUGGUGAACGCGGUGUUUAAGAACCAACAAUGGUUGUAUGUACAGACGCCACACGGAGACGAGGGCUAUGUGAUGUAUAGUUCUUGUCUACCGUUGGGAAUAUUACCUAAUAGGUCAUCACUUCAAAAGAAAACGCCGUGCUGGGAAAGCAGUACAGACAUAUAUCCGCGGCCCUGUGGCAAUCUCACAGAUAAUGAGAAAGAACAGCUCCGCAGCAGAACUCGUUCGGAAAGCAGAUAUCGUCCUCGAAGCAGACGACACAAAAUAUCGUGCGCGGAAAAAGACUUUGAUAGCUUAUAUUUAAAAUCUAAGUCCGUGUCUUCUAAUCUUGACAAGAUUCAAGAUAAAGAAAAUUUUGAUAUAAAAAGGAAAUUCGAAAAACAAACUUUGGUGGUCGUGAACAGUGACUUUAAAGGGGAAGUUUAUAAUAGAACGGUUUCUGUUAAAAAAGGUGAAGUAGUCGUUUUGAUGCAAAGUGGUUCGGAAACUGAUGUGGACUUGGAAUGGUUCUAUGUGAGGAAGCGGGAUGGUAGCCAUGGUUUCAUACCAGCUGCUGUUGUUGGUCAUGGUUAUAUUUAG